Aspergillus piperis CBS 112811 is the source of this 1400-nucleotide messenger RNA. Its product is annotated as DUF3429 domain-containing protein. The transcript is spliced from 5 exons. The coding region runs from base 151 to 1062 and encodes 303 amino acids. The record is from RefSeq and is a predicted model, not a curated record. Lineage: Eukaryota; Fungi; Ascomycota; Eurotiomycetes; Eurotiales; Aspergillaceae.
UUCAUGGUCUCCAGGAUCGAAUUGCUUCCCCGGCCUGACAUCUCCACUCCCACGAGUCAAUCUCGACCAAUUUCUGGGUGAAUACCCUCAUCUCCGCUCUUGCACCUUUUUCUCCUUCUUCCACCAGCUCAAUUGGCUGUCUAGACGACAAUGCUGUACAGAACCACUGCUGCCCGCUCUGUCCUCAGGGCUAUCUCGAGCUCCAACGCCUCGGUCGCCCGCUCGGCCCUGUCCAACAAUGUCUUCAAGGCUCCCUUGACCUCUUCCGCUCGUUAUCCCGCUCGCCCGACCACCUCCCCCAGCCUCGCUCUGGCUGCUCGCAAGCCCGUCACCACCGCUCUUGUCCGCUAUGCCUCCACCUCCGCUAAGGAAGGCGAGGAGCCCGACAUGAUGGCCGGUAUCAAGACCGAGGCUAAAGUCAUCAAGGACACCUUCAGCCUGGAGGCCGUCCCCAAGGAGGCUCUCUACCUCGGAAUGGCCGGUGUCAUCCCCUACGUUGCUACUUCCCUGCAGACCGUCGCCCUCGCCUAUGAGGUCAAGACCGCCGCUUUGGCCGGUGAUGGUCUGAUCUUCUCCGGCCAGAGCGCCGAGUUGAUGCUGCACAUGAUCGAGCCCAUCCAGGUCGGCUACGGUGCUGUUAUCCUCUCCUUCCUCGGUGCCAUCCACUGGGGUCUCGAGUGGGCCGGCUACGGCGGCAAGUACGGCUACAAGCGCUACGCUGCCGGUGUUAUCGCCCCUGCCGUUGCCUGGCCUACCCUGCUGCUCCCCGUUGAGUAUGCCCUGAUCUCUCAGUUCCUUGCCUUCACCUUCCUGUACUACAACGACGCUCGCGCCGCUGCUGCCGGCCGCGCCCCCGCCUGGUACGGCAUGUACCGCUUCGUCCUCACCUUCAUCGUCGGUGCCAGCAUUGUUGCCAGCUUGAUCGGCCGUGAGCAGAUCGCUGGUACCCUCAGCACUGAGCACACCAUCAAGGACAAGAUCAACGCUCUGAUCUUCCUGCAGAAGAAGGAGAAGGAGGAGGUUGAGGCCCGUCGUCGCGCUGAGCUCGAGGAUGCCGAGUAAGGGAUUAAAAUCAAUUGAUAUCUCAUGUCAAAGUGUUGGUUUAUUUUAAUUCCCUGAAAAGUAUAUAGUACAAAGGGCAAUUCGGAGAAUUGGGGAUGGGGGGAAAGUCAUCCAGGCUGUCUGUGGCAAGCAUGGUUGUGAUACAGUAGAAAUCAUGUCGGGUCUUUAUGUAUGAUGUAGUUUUAUACUACUACUACUGUUUUUUUUAUUUUGGGUUGAUGUGUUUCUUGUAGAUUACAUGCGAAAUCAACAACGCCAGCAGCUGCUGGAAGUUUCAUUUGUUUGUGCCAUGAGCGGUUAUCAUUCUUUUUAUUACUGUAGUACUAUUGGCCCAAUCA